Molecule: messenger RNA, 458 nt
Organism: Rhagoletis pomonella (apple maggot)
Lineage: Eukaryota; Metazoa; Arthropoda; Insecta; Diptera; Tephritidae
Product: circumsporozoite protein-like
Exons: 2
Coding region: 18-392 (124 amino acids)
Source: RefSeq, a predicted model, not a curated record
CCCAACUAAGAGCAGAGAUGAAAGUAUUUACCACAUUAUUUGUUAUCGCUUUCGCAGCGGUCCUAGUUCAAGCACUCCCACAAGGACCUGGAGGCCCCCAACGGCCUGGCGGUUCACAAGGAUAUGGAGGCCCACAAGGAUCUGAAGGUCCACAAGGACAUGGAGGUCCACAAGGACAUGGAGGUCCACAGGGACCUGGAGGUCCACAAGGACCUGGAGGCCCUCCUCCUUCACAAGACGGUCAAGGUCAUCCACCACCACCUCCUCCACCUCCACCACGUCCAACACCCCCACCAAGCGGAUCAAACUCUACCACCGAAUCUUCAGUUUCUACAGAAACCACAGAAGUUACUUUGAGUUCUACAGAAACCACAGAAGUUACUUUGAAUUAAAGAAUGCAGAUUUUUUGAACACUAUGUAAUUUUUUUCUUUUUUUGUAGUUUGAUUUUGAACUAAAA